GUUUUUAAAAUCUUUACCUCGAAGUCCCGUGCCGGUUGUUCGGUGGGAGUGUCUUGUUUAGAUAUUUUCAUUUAUGUACAGAUUACGUGAAAGUUACGUAUUCAUUUCUGUGUCUUUGUUGUUUAUGAAAGUUUACCUUCAAUUUAUUGUGUACAAGUGACAUCAAUGUUACUAUUCCAGAAGAAAUGGCUGAUAAAAUUAAUCCUUCAUUUCCAAUUGGUAUCAAAAUAGAGGAAGAGGAGAAAAUCUAUUACGGUGGCCACGUCCACGUGAAACAAGAAGAGCUCAUUUUAGACGAAGAACCCAAGAUUGCUAUCAAAGAAGAAGAAGAAGAGGAAGCUGAAAAUAAUUAUGGUGGCCGUGUCAAUGUGAAACAGGAAGAGCUACUUAUCUCUGACGAAGAAUCCACGGUUGUUAUUAAAGAAGAAGAUGAGGAACCGAAGAUUGAUUAUGAUGAGCUCAAUCAACAAGAAGAACUGCCUCUUCCUGAUCAUGGUAUCAUGGAUACUAGCAUAAGCAGUGAGAAGUCCCAUCCAUGUCCACACUGUGAUCAUAAAUUUGUUACACUUCAAGAAUUGAAAAACCAUAUUACAGCUCUUCAUUCACUUGAGAGAUCUCAUCAUUGUCCUUAUUGUAAUUAUAAAUCUACUAAAGCUCAAUAUUUGAAAAGACAUAUAAUUUCUCGUCAUACAGAUGAUAAGCCUCAUCAUUGUCCUCAUUGCAACUAUAAAUCAGUUACUCUUCGAGAAGUAAAAACACAUAUAAUGGUCCAUCAUACAGGUGAGAAGCCUCAUCAAUGCCCUCAUUGUGAUUAUAAAUGCGUUAAACAACCAGUAUUGAAAAAUCAUAUAAGGGCCCGUCAUACCGGUGAAAAGCCUCAUCACUGUAAUCAAUGUGACCAUAAAUCUACUACAUCUAAAGAAUUGAAAAGACAUAUAAUGGCCCGCCAUACCGGUGAGAAGCCUUAUCAAUGUCCUGAUUGUGAAUAUAAAUCUGUUACACAUCAAGAAUUAAAAAAUCAUAUAAUGGCUCGUCAUUCGCUCGAGAAGCCACAUCAAUGUUCUCACUGUAAUUAUAAAUCUAUUACAUCUAAAGAAUUGAAAAGACACAUAAUGACUCGUCAUACUGGCGAGAGGCCCCAUCACUGCCCUGAUUGUGACUAUAAAUCUGUUACAUCUCAAGGAUUGAAAAACCAUAUAAUGGCUCGUCAUAAACUUGAGAAGCCUCACCAAUGUCCUCAUUGUGGUUAUAAAUCAGUGCUAUCUGGUAAUAUGAAAAGACACAUCAUAGCCCUUCAUACAGGUGAGAGGCCUUAUAAGUGUCCUCACUGUGAACAUAAAUAUAUUACAGCUCAUGAUUUGAAAGUCCAUACGAUGGUCCGUCAUACUGGUGAAAGACCUUACCAAUGUUCUCAAUGUGCCUUUAAAUCUGUUUCCGUUCGAGAUUUAAAAAUGCAUAUCAUGGCGCGUCAUACACUUGAGAAGCCGCAUCAAUGCCCUCAUUGCGACUAUAAAUCAGUUACACUUCAAACAUUAAAAAAACAUAUCAUGGUGCAUCAUACAGGUGAGAGACCCCUUAAUUGUCCUUAUUGUGACAGUAAAUAUUUUACACCUCUAGAUUUGAAUAGACAUAUGAUGGCUCGUCACACGGGUGAGAAGCCCCAUAACUGUUCUGUCUGUGACCAUAAAUUUAUUACACCUCUUGAAUUGAAAAGACAUACAAUGGUCCGUCAUACAGGUGAGAAGCCUCAUAAGUGUUCUCAUUGUGAAUAUAAAUCUGUUACAACUCAAAGUUUAAAAAGACAUAUAAUGGUCCACCAUACAGGUGAGAGACCUCACAAUUGUCCUCAUUGUGCACAUAAAUCUUUAACCUCUCUUGAAUUGAAAAGACAUAUAAUGGCCCGUCACACAGGCGAAAAGCCUUAUCAAUGCCCUCAUUGUAACUAUAAAUCUGUUACACCUCAAGAAGUAAAAAAACAUAUAAUGGCACGUCAUACAUUUGAGAAGCCUCAUCACUGUCAGCAAUGUAGCUAUAAAUCUGUUACCCUUCAAGAUUUGAAGAGACAUGUAAUGGCUCGUCAUACGGGACUGAAACCUUAUCAAUGUCCUCAUUGUGAUCAUAAAUCUGUUACAUCUACAACUUUAAAAAGACAUAUAAUGGCCCGACAUACACUUGAAGAGCUUCAUCAAUGUCCUCAUUGUGAUUAUAAAUCUAUUGCACCUCUGGGGUUAAAAAAUCAUAUAAUGGCUCAUCACCCAGAUGAGAAACAUUAUUAUUGCCAUCAUUGUGACUAUGCAUCUAUUUCUUUUCUAAAAUUAAAAAAGCAUAUAAUGGGUCAUCAUACAGGUGAAAAGCCUUAUUAAUCUGUCCACUUUGACCAUUUAUUUCAUUUCAAGAUUUGAAAAUUCAUUUAAAAGCUAAUUAUUUAGCUGAAACAAUUAUUCAAAGUGGAUUAUAAAUAAUGAUCCAGGCUAAAAGUAUUGGAU
Messenger RNA from Nezara viridula (southern green stink bug), 2486 nucleotides. The record is from the annotation of a GenBank genome assembly. NCBI's taxonomy places the organism in Eukaryota, Metazoa, Arthropoda, Insecta, Hemiptera, Pentatomidae.